GGGGAAAGGUAGUUUCUGCAGUCACGCGCAGUUUAUCCGCGUUUGGGCUCCGGGCUUUGCAGAGGGAAUGAAGACCUUGCUGGCGCCUGAGCUCCGUGGCAAAGAGCAGGAUGCGGCAAGACCUCUUUCUGGACCUUCCAGGACUCCAGCAGUUGGCGGGGAAAACUGCGCGUAAUCCCCGCCCCCGAGCAGCUUUGGCGCGAGUCGGCGGAGCGUUUGGUCUUUGCUCCUGCGUCCCGCGGAAAGAGGCCGCGCUGCGCCUUUCGAGUGGCAAUUCCGCCGUCGGCAGCAUGGACCCCUUCGGCCUGCAGGUAGGGGCGUCGGGGUGAGAAUUAAGACUUGGGGGCCACGAAGUUCCGCUGGAAUCACUGGAAUUGGCUUGCGAGUAAAAAUGCAUAGGAUGGGGGGCUGCGCGGAUGAAGAGAACAGGCGCAGCUUCCCGAGACCCUUUUCAGCCACAGCAAUUUUUAAUUAAUUUUUUUAUAUAGUUUGCUCUUCACCGGGCAUUUUAAAUCCCUAAGUUGGAAAAGGUCCCACAAGCUGCUUUAAAAGAAGCGAUGAACUAUGAAACGUGGGGUGUUCUGGAUUUUUUUCAAAUGCAAACAUAGCCGGGGUUGUUCGUUUUGUUGUUUAUUUGCUCUUAUUUUUCAAUGGCAUGAAAGCGUGCUUUUGGAUCGCGGCCAUGCCAGCUGCGAGCGUUCCUCAUGCAUCAGGAUCGCGCCUUUCACGCUGCAAUCCUGCGUACGUUUAGUAGGAACUGAAGAGCGAAUAAUAAUAAUAAGUAAAAAUAAAUAAAUCAUGCGCUAGAAAUAUACCCAGGGAGUGUCUAUUUUGGUUCUAGCAACUAACAAGUUUGUGGAGCAGUCCUGAGAUUUCUGGAAAUAGGUGGAGGAAGGCGGCUGGCUUUUAGGGCAAGCUGCGACUCGUUUUGGUUUAACCCCGGUGUCUUAUUCUCCGGGCCCCUUCCAAGGAGAAGGGAGCGUGUUUGAUGGUCUUCCAUAAUGUUUUUAAGCAUUGCAUCCCCCGGAAUCCCCUGCAGUUUUGAAUGGGGGGAGAGCGCGCGCAGCCCCGGGGUCCUGCAAAAACGGCACGCGCCGACUCGGAAGGCGGCCCCGUGGAACUCAUUGGGGUUCACUUUGGAGUAAGCCAAAAGCAACGCUGUGCAUUUUUGGUGCGCUUUUUAAAUAGGGAGCCGUGCUUCCGCCAGCCUGACCAAACAUUUUAUAGCAAAACGUCUCUCCCCCCCCCCCCCCGGGUGUUACUUCCCCUCUUGUUCCGGGAUAUUUUUCCAACUGCAAGCUUUCUUGGGGAGAAAAAUGGGACCAGGAAAACCACUGCCAAUUCAGGGGGCAAUCUCGUUCGUAUACUCCACUCCUCUCAUGCAAAAGAUGGAGGAGGGCCUCUUAUCCCUCCCUUCCCCGCAAGGCAGCGGAGGGGGGCGAGCCCCUCUUUUCCCGCUCUUUAGCGCGCUCCCCCAUAGCGCUUCUAUCUUCUCUCCGCCCGCCCGCCAGCCACGUGAGCCGCCUGGGACUUUAGGAUUCACCCCUUUAUGUCUCCUUAUGGCCGCUGCCAGCCCGGGCUGUGGGGACCCAGGAGGCAGCUAUGGGGCUGGCGAAGGUGGAUACAACUCUGUAAAGUUCCAUCUUUCCGCAAAAGUGUGUGGGGGGGGGGUCUACGUAGCUGCUUUGAGGUAGAACCCGCAGCGCAAGCAGCUGAAACGGCCGUUGGAGCAAAUGGGGAGUCGGGGAGAGAUUCAUUGAGUCCUCAUUUGUACUUACUCAACUUGUGAAUAAUCUUUGCCUUCUUGCAGCAUUUAACUCACGAACAGGCUCUGGCCUGCCUGGGAGGCUUGUUUUCAGGCCUAAAAGCGGCUCCCCCCCCCCAUAAACACCUUAAUCCCAGAUUUAUGACUCUUGCAUGUGUAAUUAUGGUUACAGUAACUCAUUGGAAAGGAAAGUCACUAGUCUAGUCGUCCCAGGCAAGGUUUUGCUAAUUUAUUGGUUCUUUGUGCUUCAUGAUGGAGCUCAGGAAUUGGAAGAACAGAUUUCAAAGCAAAUAUGUGGCUCAGAACAUGCCUUGUUUCCCAAACUUGGGUCUCCACAUGUUUUUUUGAACUACAAUUCCCAUCAUCCCUAGAUAGCAGGACCAGUGGUCAGGGAUGAUGGGAAUUGUAGUCCAAAAACAGCUGGAAAGCCAAGUUUUGGGAAACAUGGGUCUAGCUUGGAAUUCCUUCAAGGCCUGACAGUGUUACUUGCAUGUUUUUCAGAGCACCUAAUACAGUGCAGAUACUAGAAUUAACUUCUUAAUUACUGAGUGGUUCACUUAUGCUGACCACUUGGAUUUUUUUUUUAAACUGCCCUAUCUCCAAGGACCUAAGGACCCUGUAUAUGGUGUUUCACUUCCACAUGUUUAGCCUCACAUUGACCCUGGGAGGUAGGUAGGUUGGACUGAGAUAUGUGAGUGGCUUAUAUGAAAAGUUCACUCGUGAGUUUCAUAGCUGGUCUCCCAAGUCCUAUCCCUGUACUCUAACCACUAUACCACACUUGCUUUCUAAUAGUCCAGUUAUCCUAAAAGUUGACACCUUCACCCUGUACCACACCAGCUGUUUUCUUUAUUUGCCUCCUAAUUUUAAACUUAGCUGCUCACAGUUAAGCUCCAUUGAAUUGAAUGGGGAACACAUCUGAGGAAGAGUCUUUAGAGUGAUAAACGUUAUACUAAAGUCUAUGCUUUGGAUGUGUUCCUCUCAAGUUUUAGAAAUCCUAUACAUUUUUUUAAAAGGUCUGCAUGAAGUGGGAAUUACUUUUGCACUUUCCAAACUAUAUGAUAUUAGUAGGGAUAUGAGAAAACUAUUACUAGGGCUGCUAUCUUUUGCCCAUUUGCCCGCAACUGUUGUCCACUCAGAAAUAAGCUUCAUUGAGUUCAUCUGGUAGACUAUAUAAGGAUCCUGUGCUUCAUAUUUACAAUUAAUUUUAUUGUCACUCAUCUGUGUGUUUUUGUUUUGUGCUGGUGUGCUUGGUUUGGACAGUUUUCUGACAUAGUUGAUGUUGAACAUCCUGGAUCAUUUGCAGGAGCUUUGCAAAAAGUGUUUUGGCUCCAUGCACUUUGAAUACAAAAUAUCUGAUGGUGUUUGUCUUAAUAAAAAAAAAAUGCAAUUAUUGUGAACAACCACAUUUAUGUAGGAGUAAGAUGCACUGAAUUUCCUGGGACUUGCGGUGUUAGCCAAGUGUGUAGCCCAAACCCUUUCUUCAGUUAGACUGCAGAAUGUUAUCAUGUAUGGCUACAUAAAAUAGUUAAGUAAUUGUGAAGACAGUCUGAUAAGGAUGGAGUGAUAUUUGAGGAAAUCUUGAAAGGCUUCGGUGCAUAAGUGAUAAUGUACAAAGGUAAACUUAAAUGGGCAAAAAAGGGUUUCAUAUAAUAGUUCGUCUUCGUUUCCAAUAAAUGUUCAUGUCUUUAGAAAAAUGUCGAUAUUUUUGAAGUUUGCAUAUCCAGGCAUUAUGUGUGGAACACACCUCUGAACUCCAAAGUUGGAUUAGUAACUCACAUAAUGGCUCAUUUACCUGGUGGACAGGUAAACUUGUAACCUGCAAUAAGAGCCGCUUUACCUAUAACUCUUCAGCUGCACCAAGCUGCGCAGCCACAGACUGAAUUUGCCACGCUACUGCCAAAUCUGGGUUAAUUAAAAUUUGUGGCAGUGGAGUCACAUGAAUGGCUGGCCAUAAGCUGAAGUGGUUGGGAGUGUUAAAGAGUAGGUUGGAUGAGAAAGCACAGCUGCCAUUGGCUGAAACAGUCAAAUGAAUAAGGUUGGCAAACUUAGCAAGGAAAAGGCGCAUUUCCUAUUUUUUGCCAUGCUAUUGCUUCAAUAACUGGAACUGACAGAUACGUUUUACAUUUUAGAAAUGUAAGACACAGCUGAAAUCUUUGUUUUAGACUGGAUGAUUGAAUUACCCCCCCCCAAAACACACACACACACACACACACACACACACACACACACACCUUACAAUGACUGUUGACAAGACACUUGAAGAUUAUGGGAGGAAUUCAAUUUAGCACUAUGGCAAUCAUUCAGCCUGUGGUAGUUUUUCAUUUCGCCAGACUAAGCAAUCCCCCCCUCUUCUGAUGCACUUGUUUUUGGGGUUCUCCUGACCUCCCUUUUAUGGUAUGCACAGGGGGGAGGGGAGGGGGAGUCCUGAUAUGCAAGGCUUCUGAUAGCAGGACUUGAAUUCUGCCCCAAAAUUUCCUAUGAAAAUAUAUAUGGUGAAAAUGCCCCCUCUGCCUAAUAAAUAAAAUGCCCAAUUUUUACUCCUGCAAAAUAUGCAAAAUAUGGUGAAAAUGUUAGCUUUGUGAUGCAGUCUAAUAUGUAACAGCUCUUCGCUAUCUAGUGUGAUCAAGUUUAAGCAUUGUGAGAUUGCUCUAGAGAACUAAUCUUAUUAUAGAAACCUAAUUGAACUACCAUCUUCAUUUUGUAGGGAAGGAAGAAGCCCACAGCAUUCCGCAAUACAAAACUGAUCCCCAUGGAAACCUCUUCAUCCUCUGAUGACAGUUGUGACAGUUUUGGCUCUGAUAAUUUUGCAAACACGGUAAGUAAAAAGUGCGAGAAUAAACAGAAUCGAAUGUGCGGUGCGGAAAAAUGCCCCAUCCGUGAUUAAAAUGCUUUGCUUACAUUUCUAUACAGCAGUUAUGAAUAUACAGUAUGUACUGUAAUUUCAUUUCGCUUUCCCCCUUGUGCUUCUAGGUAGUAAUUGUUGGAGGUAGAUUAGCCACUUAUUCUAUCCUUUUGAAAUGUCGCCUAACCUAACAUGCCUGAUGAUUUGCUGUAACAGCUCUGAAACCAUUUGUAAACCCCCUGAAACAUUUUUCUUUGUUACAAAAGCUAUUCUCUUGUAGUGCACUUGUAAAAUGUGAUUUGCUCUCUGAACAGUUUAUGGAAAAUAGGUUCUCUUGAAAAAAAGAGAGAGAGAGAGAGCAAGAAAGAAAAAUAGAAACACCUAGUGUACUUUAUUCUUUUUUAAAGAAACGGAGCUUCAAGCCAGAAGUUGCAGAGGAGAUAGCAAAAAUAUUUUAUGAGGAUUCGGAUGAUGAAUCAUUCUGUGGUUUUUCAGAAAGUGAGAUUCAGGAUGUGCUGGUGAGUUGUACUGUUUAACUUGCUAAUUGCAUUCACACUGCAUGUGCAUGCUGAUGCCAAAAUAAUACUCUGCAAGCUAAUGCAUGAUGAUUGACUAAAGCUACAAUCCUGAUCUCACUUACCUGGGAACAAACCCCAUUGAAUUCAGUAGGACUUAGUUCUGAGUAGACAUGGUUAGGAUUGUGCUGUAAGUCUUGGGAAUCGAGAGCCAGCAAUUGAUUGCACACGGAAGCAGCCUGCUCCCUUGUUCAGCUUAAAUCAAAUAAUAUUGGCAUUUGUAGCAAACUGUGCUUUGGGCAGCCAAUCCCAGUGAGACUAGCUGUCCUGCGCUGAUCAGCUGAUUGGUGCUCACAGAAAGCCUCCCUUGGCCAAGAAGUAAUCAGAUGUGCUCUUUAUGGCUCUCAGUUGUCCUUUUGCAGCCAUGUCUUUUCCGGCCCACACCUGACUUCACAUUUAAUUAUCGUUUAUUGAAUUUGUCAGUCACUUUAUCUUGCCCAGGGCAACCUAAAGCAGUUUACGACGAAGUAGACAGACAGACAAAAACAACAAUAACCACCCAUAUAGAUAAAUUAAAACCUAGAGGAAAAGAAAUAUAUUAGAACACCCCCAACCACUUUUCCAAGGCCACAGGCUUGGUUAUAGAAGAAAGAUUUUGCCUGGCACUUAAAUAUAUAUAUAUAAUGAUGGCACCCGGAGAGCCUUACUGGGGAGAGCGUUCUACAAAUGAAGCCACCGCAGAACAGGCCUGUUCUUCUGUUGCCCCACCCUCCAGGCUUCUCAUGGAGGUGGUACACAAAGAAGGGCUUCAGGGUGAGUGUGAGGCUUGCCAACUGGUAGAAAGAAGCAUUUCUCUGCCACAUGCAGUCCUGUGUUGGACAUGAGGCUGCUCCUUACUAAAGAAAAAUGGUUUUAGAAAUACUGUGAUAUCCCAUGGGGGCUGGUUGUUGUUCUUGUGGAGACCUGCACUAUUACUAAUAAUAAUGAUAAUGAUAAUAAUAACGUGAUUUGAUUGCUCUGUUGUGGUUAUACGCUGCUUUGCAGUUCCCCUGUUUUUCUCUUUUGGCUCUUCCAAAAUAGAAGUUUUGGCUUUGGACCUUUUAAAAAAAUUAGCAAAGUCAAUCUGAAGGGAGAAUGAGGCGGCUUCCUCAAAACCAGGUUUAUGUACAGUGAGACAACUUGUGCUUUCUGCAAGCUAACCUUGGUUGUUGAUGUAAAUGCACUUGAAUUUGGAAUGGUUCUGAGAAGCCAUAAUUGAGAUGGUGGAUCCUGUUGCAACCAUAACUAACUCUUGAUUUCACAACUCCCAUUUUUUUUAAAACCCUGAAUAGAAACUGGAUACAGACUCGGAGGAAAAUAUGAGCGACGGAGAUAAAUUUUCAUGUAAGAGGCCACGGAAGUGCUCUGUUCCUCUUAAAGUUGCUAUGAAGUUUCCACUUCGAAGAUCUAAGAGGGGGAAGAGCGAAAUAAUUUUAGCCCCAGAACCUCCCUCCGAACUGGAAUUGGACUCUGAUUCCGAUGAAGAAAGAGGCCCAAAAUUCUUAGAGAAAAGGGCUUUAAAUAUAAAGGAGAAUAAGGCCAUGGUAGGUACAAAGAAAUGUCCUCAUGCAUGUUGAAUUGUUGCUGUUUUUCUUGACCAAGUUGUAACGUAAUGAGCUAGAGUUCCAUUGCAUUAAUAAAAACAUGUGCCGCUUCUUAAUAUUCCAUUUGCGCAUGGUAUUCUACAUGCCACUCCAUUCAAAAUAUUUUUACCCAGUUUUAUUUGUUACCAUUCUUAGAACAUUUCUGAAAUUGCAGUCAAGUGACUUGAUUUGAAAUAGGAUUUAUCCAACCACAUACCUAGUGCUGUCCAUCUUCCUGGUUUAAAGAACCUCUUAAAUAGCCCUUGUACACUUUCUGAAUGAUUAGUCUCAGGCUGGACUCCCAUCAGGAACCAGUUCCAAAAGGCUUUAGUGAAGAAGGGCUGGCUCUUCUUCAACAUAAUUGAACACCUCUCACUCCCCACCCCAUUCAGAAAAGCCCUUCCACUGAUGAACUCAGAGUCUACCACUUGUAAAUACAGUGGUACCUCGGGUUAAGAACUUAAUUCAUUCUGGAGGUCCGUUCUCAACCUGAAACUGUUCUUAACCUGAGGUACCACUUUAGCUAAUGGGGCCUGCCGCCAGCACGCGAUUUCUGUUCUCAUCCUGAAGCAAAGUUCUUGAACCGAGGUACUAUUUCUGGGUUAGCGGAGUCUGUAACCUGAAGCUUCUGUAACCUGAGGUACCACUGUAGAUACAGGCGGGCCACCACCCUGGUGCCUGCUAGCACUGGCUUGGCCAUCCUUGGUGAGAUGUUUCUGAAUUAACAUCCCGUCAAAAUCCCAUAGUAGCAUAAACUUCUUGACACGAAACCACUUACAUUCUAUGUUACCUUUUACAGCUUGCAAAACUAAUGGCAGAAUUAAAAAACGUGCCUGGAAUUUUUACAAGGAAAGGUCCCCUGGCAACUCCAACUUUGGUAAGUCGCAAUCAUUUACUUCUUGUUGUUUUUAAAAAGUCAUUUACAGUUUACAGUGGUACCUUUGGUUACAAACUUAAUUUGUUCCGGAGGUCCAUUCUUAACCUGAAAAUGUUCUUAACCUGAGGUACCACUUUAGCUAAUGGGGCCUCACACUGCCGGCGCACAAUUUCUGUUCUCAUCCUGAGGUAAAGUUCUUAACCCGAGGUACUAAUUCCAGGUUAGCGGAGUCUGUAACCCAAAGUGUUUGUAACCUGAGGUACCACUGUAACUUGAUAAGCCAAAUGCAGUGAAUUCCAGUUCCUUAGAACUUAACUGUGUGAUAAAAAAUGCCGCCACCUGCUAUUACUAGUUGUUUUUUUAAUUGGUCACUCCCUAAUAUUUCAGUUCAGUUAAAAGCACCUGCAAGUCUUUAUAUCUAAAACAAACAAAGCAAAGUCCUGCUCAGUUGCAUAUUUUACCUACGCGCUUGCGUAGAAAUAAAAAUGAGUCUAAAGUUCAAAUAAUUGAUCUCCUGACUUUCCCUGCAUGCAAACAGUAUUUGGAUGAUAGACAACGGUCACUGAGGUCUGCUUUGUAUGCUUAAGCCCAUUGAUUUUGAUGGUGUGGUGGUUGGGGUUUGCAGUACAGUGGUACCUCAGGUUAAGUACUUAAUUCGCUCCGGAGGUCCGGAGAACCUGAAACUGUUCUUAACCUGAAGCACCACUUUAGCUAAUGGGACCUGCUGCUGCUGCGCUGCCAGAGCCCGAUUUCUAAUCUUAUCCUGAAGCAAAGUUAUUAACCUGAAGCACUAUUUCUGGGUUAGCAGAGUGUGUAACCUGAAGCGUAUGUAACCUGAGGUACCACUGUACACCAGUAAAGCCAAUGCAGUGUUACUACCUAUGCCACUGCCCUGACCUUGCCACUGCCUUUCCCUUCACUGUUCUGGUAAGUGGCAGCGAUGCUGCUGUUGGGAGACUAUUGCCUUUGCUCUGCCCCACUGAGAAAGCCGCUGGGAAGCUGGAAGUCUGUAUUCCAUUCUGAGGCCUCAUGCGAAUACUUGUAGUGGACGGACUUCUCUUCUGUGCAUGAGUUGUGCAGAGAAGGAAAACUGUAAGACCUAUAUGGUUUUCUUACUUCUGCCAAAACUCAACCGUACGCCAUUGUUCCUUGGUUUCCCCUUGCUUCCUCCAGCUUGGUUUGUCUCAUAUUCCGCUGAUAGUGAAUUGAGCCCAUUUAGUACCGCAUGGGAUGCGGGUGGCGCUGUGGUCUAAACCACUGAGCCUUGGGCUUGCCGAUCGGAAGGUCAACGGUUUGAAUCCCCGUGACGGGGUGAGCUCCCAUUGCUCGGCCCCUGCCCCUGCCAACCUAGCAGUUCAAAAGCACGUCAAAGUGCAAGUAGAUAAAUAGGUACCGCUCCGGCGGGAAGGUAAACGGCGUUUCCCUGCGCUGCUCUGGUUCGCCAGAAGCGGCUUAGUCAUGCUGGCCACAUGACCCAGAAGCUGUACACCAGCUCCCUUGGCCACUAAAGCGAGAUGAGCGCCGCAACCCCAGAGUCGUCCAUGACUGGACCUAACGGUCAGGGGUCCCUUUACCUUUUAGUACAGCAUAGUAAACCAUGGUUAAAGAAGCCUAACCAUGGUUCAGUGUGGUAUCUAGUUAAUGUCUUCAGAGGUUGCCCUGCUCCAGAGGGGAAGCUGCAUCAGAGAAGCAAGAAUGUUGAGUGGCUGGAAAGUGGAAGUGGAUAAAGCACUCCAAACCAUGGUUGCCACUAUUUUUAUUUGGAGGCAGGCAUGGUUUGGGUUCUGAAGUACAGCCAGCACAAACCAUAGUGUCUGGUUCCUUACACUUUUAACUUGAUCACUGAGAUCUUCCAAUGAGGGCACUUAACCCAUGCUCCUAGGGUUUGGUCGGCCUUCCAAGCAGCCAGCCCUUAGUGUGGAAUGCCCUGCCAGUAGGAGUUGGGAAGGAAUCAUCCCUUGUUUCUUUUAGAUAGGGGUGGUCCAACUUUUCAUACCAACUUGGCUGCAAGAGUACUUCAACAUGGAAGCCGCGGGCCACACACGGGCUUGAUGCCCAGGGGUGGAAGGAGCAGGGCCAAAAUUUGACACCCCCACCAAGCCCUUGUGCUGCCUUCCCAAAGCCGGCCAAGUGAGGUCUCGGGCUUUGAGAAGGGGGCACAGGGCUCUGGCAGGGUCCUAGAGCCCUCCCAGCUCCCUCCUAAAGUUGGGAAAGUGCUAACUCUCCUUUGGGAAGGUAGAGGGAGGAUUCUAGGACCCUGUCAGAGCUCUCACACCUCAAUCCUAAAGCCCAGUGCCUCACUUAAGGCUUUGGGAAGGCAGCACGAGGACUUGGGGGGGUGUCAAAUGUUGCUGAGGGCCGCCAAAAAAGGCACUGGGGGCCAUGUGUUGGACCAAUUGUUUUAGAUGUCUUUUAAAACUGGUCCCAUUUAGACAGGCCUUCAAAAUGUGUUUCUCCCCCCACCAACCAGUCAUUAUUAUUAUUAUUUAUUUUACUGUACUAGUAUGUUUUUAUGUUAACUGCCUUGUUAUGUGUUUUUUUUCUUACGCCUUUUCUUACGUUUUUAUCCCAAACAUGCAAUUUUUAGAUAUUUAAGUAAAUGAUGCCUGAAUUGAGGUUUAGGCUGCAGUGUUGUGCACACUUACCUGGGAGUAAACUUCAUUGAACAUGGCACAUUAAAAUUGUGCCUAGCAAUGCACUGUUAGUUAGAGCUGUAUCUAAGAGAUGGAAAAACAAUGAAAAUUUUAUUUCUGUAUGGUGUGCUUUGAUGAUUUUUUUGGUCCUUUAUUACAGAAACCGCAGCGAUCUCCAAGGAAAUCAUUUCCCAGGCGUUCUUUAAGGAGGAAUCCAGAAAGAAAUGCCAGGCCUCACACAAGAUCCAGGUCCCUGAUCGAAGGUCCUCCAAGCCCUGUUUCGGAGAAGGCGGAUGAGGAGGAGGAUCCGUACUACUUAGUGAGAAGGAAAAUGUCUGAUGAAUACUCUGAGGUCUGAGUUGUUGAUUUUAUUCUAAUUUAGAGCGCAUGAAGUGGUAGAAACCUCUAAAAUAUAAACUUCACCUGCGUGGUUCAAACGCAAAUUAAAGUUCAGUUUUAAUUACGGUGGAACCUUUGUUCUCAAAUGCCUUGGUACUCAAACAUUUCGGCUCCCAAAGCUGAAAACCCAGAAGUAAGUGUUCCGGUUUUCGAAUGUUUUUCGGAAGCUGAAUGUCCGAUUCUGCUGUCGGCUAUUGUUUCCGGGGCGCCUGCGCCAAUCAGAAGUCACACCUUGGUUUUUGAACAUUUCGGAAGUCAAAGAGACAUACGGAAUGGAUUACGUUCAAGAACCAAGGUACCACUGUAUAAGCAUUGAAGAAUACAUAACUAAUUAAGCAAUGAAGACCACAAUGAGCCUAACAAGUGAGACAAAAGAUUUCCUUCAUCUGUUGAGAGGGGCAUACAUGCCCAGAGUUGGACGUGAUUGGGUUGGUUCUCAUACAUAGCACUGUUGACAACAUUUCCGGAAAACAAAAGUCCUUGGAGGAAGCGCAUAGCAAUGAUUCCUUCUGUUGCGUCAUCCUGCUGUCAUUAAUGUGGGCGCUCGACUUCUGCGGAGAGGGUGUGUUAGUGCAAGUUCCUCUGCUGCUUCUCCAUGCAGACAAGAACAAGUUGAAGGAUGGAUGUAUCGGAAACUCAUUGAAACCACUGCAUAUGUGUUACUGGCGAGGGUUUUUUUUUUGUGCGUGUGUGUGUGGCUUAACUUGAGAAAUAUUUAAUUUGAUAUGUUUGGGCUUUUCUACAGGAUGAAUCGGAUGGUCCCAGAAGAAAAAGUUCUAUGACUCUCCCCCAUGUUAUCCGCCCAGUGGAAGAAAUCAGUGAGGAAGAGUUGAAUGGUAUCUGUGAGAGCGCAAGAGAUAAAGUGUAUAAUCGUGUGACGGUAAGAACGCCAGUGUUGUGCCAGCAUAUUCAUUUGCUCUGCCCAGAUAAAAUGAAGUUUAAAUGUUCUGUGUGAGUAGGCAGUAGCUCCUUACACUUAGAAGUUUCCCUGCUCCUUAUUCCAAAACCGAGAAGCUCUUUCUGGCAGGACUGCGGAACUUGCUGCUAGGCUCCAAACCAUCAGCUCCAGCUACAAUGUGCAGUGGUCUGGACUGAUGGGAGUUGAGGCCCAACAGUGUCCAGCGGGCCACAGGUUUCCCUGUCUUAUGGGAGAGUCACCGACCCUUUGCAGAUGAUCAGUAAGAUUAACGGGGCAACUUGGAGCUGUAGGAAGGGGAGAAGGAGGCAUAUAGCUCUGCUUUCUUUGCUUUAUGUUGGACAAAGAUGGGGAAUGUCUGGCCCACCCAGGGGCCAGGUUUGGCCUGCCAAGCCACACCCCCUGCUCUACACCUGAUGAUAUUACAUUGGGGGGGGCAGUACAGUGGUACCUCUGGUUAAGAACUUAAAUUCGUUUCUGAGGUCCGUUCUUAACCUGAAACUGUUAUUAACCUGAGGUACCACUUUAGCUAAUGGGGCCUCCCACUGCCGCCGCCGCUGUGCGAUUUCUGUUCUCAUCCUGAGGUAAAUUUCUUAACCCGAGGUACUACUUCCGGGUUAGCGGAGUCUGUAACCUGAAGCAUCUGUAACCCGAAGUGUUUGUAACCCGAGGUACCACUGUACAAGUUUGGCCAAAAAGGGUUUCUCAGGCAUUGCCCAUCAUUAGUCCCUGUAACCACCCACAACACUGUUGUACAGCAUUUGGGCAGCACCCCACUUUGAGAAGUAUCAAUCACCUGAUGCUAGAUAGUUGACCUAAGAGGAUCUGUGAAUGUGUAGCACCUCUGGAUUUGAGGCCAGUAGUGUCCUUAAUGAAUAGAACAUGUUGCUCAGAUACAAUGCCAUACCAUGUUUUGGAAACUCUUAUGAAUCAUGAAUCAUCCUGUUCUUCUGCACUCUUCAGUUCCCACCUGAAUUUCCAUUUUAGUAGCUGAAUUGUAUGUAACCUGUGACUUGCUACUGAGUCAGACAGUGAGGUAGGGAAAUGGGGAAAAAGAAGAAGGAAGAGUCCAGUUUCAUUUGCCCGCGUCGUUCUUUUCGCAGGGUUCCACUUGCCAUCAGUGUCGGCAGAAGACUAUAGACACCAAGACAAACUGUCGCAAUCCAGAAUGUUUGGGAGUGCGCGGACAGUUCUGUGGACCUUGCCUACGCAACCGCUAUGGAGAAGAAGUCAGGACUGCUUUGCUGGAUCCGGUAAGAUAAAGCUUACCGUAUUUUUCGCUCCAUAAGACCCACUUUUUUCCUCCUAAAAAGUAAGGGGAAAUAUCUGCGUCUUAUGGAGCGAAUGUGUGGUCGAUCACUGGCUCCCUUUCCGGCUCCGCCCCCUUGCCCAGGCCUCCAUUGUUGAAUGUUCUGCAGACAGAGGCUGUUUGUUUCCCCAGCGACAUGUGAUUGAUUAGAUUAUCUGUCUGGAAACUGUAGAAACUGCUCCCUCCUUUUCCUAAAGAAGCUGCAGAACUGUGAGUUGAACCCCAUAAAAAUGGGAUUUUUUUCCCUUUGCAAAGUAAGCUCAACAACUUUGAGCAGAUCCUCAAAAAAACGGGGCUUUUCCCCUUUGCAAAAGAAGCUGCACAACUGUGAGCUGAUUCCCCCCCCCAAAAAAAAACAGAACUUUCCUCCUCUAAAAGCUAGGUGCAUCUUAUGGUCAGGUGCGUCUUAUGGAGCAGAAAUACGGUAAUUUGUUUACUCGUUUUGACGAUGUGGCAGUGUCAGGGACUGGCUGAAUGAGGAAGAGUGAUGGGAGCUGCCCACCCAAGAACCCACCUCAUGGAUGGGUUCUUAGAUGACGUCUUAGACCCCAGAUCCUGGUGGUGGGACACUUGAGGAGCAGUCUGGGGAAGAGAUGAGCUGGGAGGUGCUAGAAGCAAGGGUGGGCGGCCAGGAAAAGGAGGCCCUUCUAGGUCAGGCUUAGAGGCUGAGAGUCACAGUGUGAGGACAGAGAGGAGGCAGAGGUUGCCUUUGCUAUCCAGCGGCAGGACCCUCCCAGUCCUGCUGACACACGGAUCGAGCAACAGGCCAGACAGGUGUACAGGAGGAACCCACCUGCUUGAUGCAGCCUUCUUCCACUUGGGGGAGGGAUCUCGAGUGAGAAGCUAGGGAAGGGCGUGUGGCCAGUGGCCAGUUUCAGCAGCGUCUCCAGUUGGAUUAAGAUGAGCCAGGGGACUGUACUGUGAUGUUAUUUUCCAUUAAUAAGAAUUGCAUUCCAUGCCUCCUGUUCCUGCUGGUGAAUGACCUUGGGCUUGCUUGACAGGGUAGGGUUCACAAAGAAAUCAUUUGAGCUCCUGUGUUUUGUUUAAUAGAUGGGUGCUUUAAUGUUACAAUCCAAAGCAGCGAGUCGUUCCAGAAUUACUAUAAACACAUUCCUUCUCCUCUCUUCUUUCUCCCUCUUUUAGGACUGGCAUUGCCCACCUUGCCGUGGCAUCUGCAACUGCAGCUUCUGCAGGCAGCGGGAAGGACGAUGUGCUACAGGUGUGCUUGUUUACCUGGCCAAGUACCAUGGCUAUGACAACGUCCAUGCUUACUUGAAAAGGUAACUUUGGGCUUCUCUCCUUUCCACCCAAUUCUCCUGUCUUUUGUCGGAGUUUUCAUUUAUUUAUUUAUUGACUAAAAAAGGUUCUUUGAGCAAUUUAUGACUAAGAAGUUGAACCCACAGGUACCGUAUUUUUCGCUCCGUAAGACACACUUUUUCCCUCCUGAAAAGUAAGGGGAAAUGUGUGUGCAUCUUAUGGAGCGAAUGCAGGAGGGAGGCUCUGCUCAGUACUCCCUUUAAAGAGCCGCGUGGAGUGUGUCAGUCCCUUCUUCCUCCUGGGGAAAAGCCCCCAAGAGCCGCAAACGUGCUCCAUGCAGCUCUUUAAAGGGAACGCCAAGCAAGAGCCUAUAUGCAUCCCAGGCUCUGCUCAGCGCUCCCUUUAAAUAAUUUUUUUUUUCUGGAAUUCCCGCUCUAAAAACUAGAUGCAUCUUAUGGAGCAAAAAAUACGGUUAAAAAAUAAAACAUAAGGAGUGGAAUAAAGAAGCCAGAGAAUAUAUAGAGAAUAAAGCCCAGAGUAAAAUGCACAACAAAAAAUAACAUCAGUACAAAAUACCUUGAAAGGUUUUUAGGAUGGUGAAGAUGGGGAAAGGUUUUCACCUUUGCCAGGCGUACCUGUCUGAGGAAGGCCAUUUUAUUACUUGUGCCACCACUGAAAAGGUCCCAUCUUCCUCAUAACCACCUUUUGCACUCGGGGCACCUAGAGAAUGGCCUCGGAGGGUUAUCGUUAAGGCUGCGUGCAUGAUCUGCUGGCUGUAAAAUUUAGUCUAUUAGUCUGGUUUCCUUUGCUUUCGUUAUGCAAAUGUCAGUCUGUUCGGAGGGCGCAAACAGAUUGGUGAAUGGUGUGGAUUAUUUGCAGAAGGCCCCAGUUUCAGCCCACCAUCUACGAAUGAGAGCCAUGAAAAACAAAGAGCUGGAAGGAUGGGUUUUUCACUAAAUGCUGGGUUAGAUUAUUGGUGAUCUUUGUUUUUGUUUAUAAAUAAUAAUUCCGCCCUUUUUAAAUCAAAUUUACAGCCUGAAACAAGAACUUGAAAUGCAAGAAUGAAAUUGGACGUGGUUCUAUGGUCAUCGGCAAAACUGGCGCUAAGGUUGUUUGUUUGUUUUGAAGGUGUUGGUUGCUGUUUUUUAACACAGCAUUCAUUUUCCCCCAAGUUUUAAGAACAAAACCCUUUGUGGCAUUUGGCUGAAGUUCCACAUUACGGGGUGUGAAUUUCUAAUUCCGUUAGGUAGCAGUUUUCCUUUUGUGCUGGAUGCAAUUAGUUGUUACGUGUGUUAAGCCACAGUGUGGCUUCACACAAGGGUUGAAACUUGCAGAAAGAGAUACCUACAGUUGAUUUUUCCUGAAUCUCACUAAGCCAAGCAGCAGGUGGGGUGAAUCUCCACACAACUUAAGGGAUUUACAUGGUUAAGUGUUUCUAUAUCUUGCAGUCUGGAGCUGCUGUCAUCACAACAUCGGUUCAUCCUUUAGGGGUUUCUCAUCCUGAUAUAUCACCCUUUUUUAGAUUUAGCAACAAACCAGAGAAAUCGGGAAUCUGACUGGAAAUACUGUUAGUCUUAACGGAUGUUGCAGGAGAAGAUGACAGUGACAAAGGUGACAUUUCCUAAACUGAAAGUUUUGGUGGGGGUUGAGCCGCUUUGAAUCCAGAGCUAUAAAGGUACAGUUUAUCCUUCAUGCUCAAGAAAGCAGUUAGUUGUUUUUAUCCAUCACAAAGCAUUGAAUAGAUUAAUAAAUGUUACACAGUGCUCCAAAUAGUAGAUUUAAAAAAGGAUGAACAAACUUAGCUGCUGAUAACGUCUUAAAAGUUCUUAAAGCCGCUGUGUUGCUGCGGGCUUGAUCUGAAAUAUGCGAUGGAAAACCAUGUAUGUCUUAAAUUUUGGGGUGAUUCAUGCAGGAGCAAGUCCUUUUAACCCAUCACAUGCAUAGGGCAUAAUGUCUAACAUGGAGCUAUUGUGUGUGGGAUCUUGCACGUUGCAUGAACAGGGGGUAUAGUUAUAUACGCUUAAGCCUUGCAUUGUACUUUAUGCUGGCUGGGUGAUAAGCCAGCAGCUUGCUCUCAUGCUCAUGGUAUGUAUAUAUAGCUCAUCCACGCAAGGGAGCAGGUUGAUGAACGUAGACUGAUCUAGAAGCUGAUAGUCCUGUAUGUUUCAAAGUGCAUUUAGUUAAUAGGCCACAGGACUUACACUUCAAACAGUUAAUAAUGGCUACAAAAUUUCACACUGAUACGGACUCUUGUACAACAGGCGGGAAUUGUGUUCCUAAACCUUAAAGUUGCUUGAGAACGUAAAAGGUGUCCUUUUGGUAGGACAAAAGCAACUUACCACUUAGUUGUUGCUUGUAAUGCUGUCCGCAGUUCUCUACAUGUGUGACACUGUAUACUAAAAAUGGUUGCUGAAAACCUUAUUCCUUGUGUGGAUGGGAUGUGGGGGAAGGGUUGCUAUCCAAUCAUACAUUUUUGGAAGGUAAAAAUCUGCUAUUUUGCAUCUUCUUUUUUUUUUUGACAUGGAUAUAAAAUUCUCACAUGCGUUCUGCUUUUUCAACCUUUUGUAGAAGUUCCCUUAUCAUACAAGAAAAACCUAGUUCAAAACCUGUUCAAAGAUGCUGUUGUAUAUAUGCUAGAUCCUAUGCAAUGUCUGCUCUGGCUUUCUUCAAGCAUAGCAAAAGACUACUGUUAGUUAUGCAUACUGUAAAUGGAUCCUGUGAUCUACAGAGCUCUUAUGUACAAAGUGUAGUUUUGAUAAUAAAAACCUUGCCUAGAAAUAA
Podarcis lilfordi (Lilford's wall lizard) is the source of this 16916-nucleotide messenger RNA. Lineage: Eukaryota; Metazoa; Chordata; Lepidosauria; Squamata; Lacertidae. The record is from the annotation of a GenBank genome assembly.